AUGGUGCAAUUGAAGCACCAAAAGCCCUUACACUCGCCCAAAGUUACUGUAUGGGCAGCUUUAUCAGCCAGUGGAAUUAUCGGUCCGUAUUUUUAUGAGGAUCAGAGAAGCCGUCCCGUUACCGUCAACACACAGCGAUACAUUGCCAUGCUACAGAACUUUUUUGCUCCAGCAUUACAGGACUACUCUGGUUUUAAUCAACGGACAUGGUUUCAACAAGAUGGGGCUACAUGUCACACCUCCAACGACUCAAUAGCAGCGGUUCGUGAAAUUUUUGGGCAAAAAGUCAUAUCCAAAAGAGGUGACAUUAACUGGCCACCCCGCAGCCCGGAUUUGUCACCAAUGGACUUUUUCCUUUGGGGAUACCUCAAAAGUAAAGUUUUUAAUAACAACCCUCAGUCUAUUGAAGAAUUAAAAGAAAAUAUACGCGAGGAAAUUCAGAACAUUUCUCCAAACACUUGUCGGGCGGUGAUGGAAAAUGUCCGCUCUAGAUUACAGGAGUGCCAAAUUAAACAAGGGACACAUUUGGACGACGUUAUUUUUAAAAAAUAA
This is a messenger RNA of Nymphalis io (European peacock), 552 nucleotides long. RefSeq lists its product as uncharacterized. The coding region runs from base 1 to 552 and encodes 183 amino acids. The transcript has a single exon. NCBI's taxonomy places the organism in Eukaryota, Metazoa, Arthropoda, Insecta, Lepidoptera, Nymphalidae. The record is from RefSeq and is a predicted model, not a curated record. Gene Ontology annotation, molecular function: nucleic acid binding.